GGGAGUAAUGGUAUCCGCCAGUUGAACUGUGGGGUUAAAGGAGAUGUUACGUGUCUUUAUUUCCUGUGGCCAAGAGAGCCUCCCUCUACGGAAAGUGUUCGAGGGUGCAAGUAUUCGGUCAUGUUUUAAAUGUCUCAUCCUAUUUUAAACCGUGGGGGAAAUGAGCACUAGGAGUGUCACCACCGGGGGGCCUAGUUCUGUAAAGGCUUGUAAGAAGUUUCUUUUGCUGCCCGUCACCCUCGAUUCCCUUUCCCCUUAGGGAUGUGCAGAUGGAGGCCGGAGGAGACGCUGCUGCCCCAACCCCCGGGGGCACGAAGGACUUGGAGGACACGCAGUUCCCCAGUGAGGAGUCUGGAGAUGGUGGAGGGGUCCAAGCGGUCCCCCCGGAUCCUGGAGACGGGGGCCCGGAGGAAACAGGAUCCGAGGCCAAGGACCAGCCACCCAGCCUCCUGUCAUCACUGCCCCAGUCAGAGGCACCAUCAAGCACCUCUGAGUGCUGGGGUCCAGCAGCUGCUGAGAGUAGUCCCAUUCAUGGCCCUGAGAGUGGCUCUGCGGGCCAAGGCGGGGACCCCAAUGAUGAGGACUGGCGCAGCCAGCGGAAGCAUGUGUUUGUGCUGAGCGAGGCUGGCAAGCCCAUCUACUCACGGUAUGGCAGUGUGGAGGCGCUGUCAGCUACCAUGGGUGUGAUGACAGCCCUUGUGUCCUUUGUGCAGAGCGCAGGAGAUGCCAUCCGUGCCAUCUAUGCCGAGGACCACAAGCUGGUGUUCCUACAGCAGGGCCCACUGCUGCUGGUGGCUGUGUCACGGACUCCUCAGUCAGCAGCCCAGCUGCGAGGGGAACUGCUAGCUGUGCAUGCGCAGAUUGUGAGCACAUUGACCCGUGCCAGCGUGGCCCGCAUCUUCGCACACAAGCAGAACUACGACCUCCGCCGCCUGCUGGCCGGCUCAGAGCGCACACUGGACCGGCUUCUGGACAGUGUGGAGCGGGACCCAGGUGCCCUGCUCCUGGGUGCUGUGCGCUGCGUGCCCCUUGCCCGCCCGCUGCGGGAAGCACUGGGUGCACUACUCCGACGUUGCACAGCACCGGGCCUGGCACUGUCGGUACUGGCGGUCGGCGGUCGAUUGAUAACAGCGGCCCAGGAGCGGAAUGUGCUGGCUGAGUGUCGGCUGGACCCAGCUGACCUGCAACUGCUGCUCGACUGGGUGCGCGCACCGGCCUUUGCUGCGGGUGAGGCAUGGGCACCCGUGUGCCUGCCCCGAUUCAACCCUGAUGGUUUUUUCUAUGCCUACGUGGCCCGCCUGGAUGCCAUGCCUGUCUGCCUGCUGCUGCUUGGCACCCACCGUGAAGCGUUCCAUGCCAUGGCCGCCUGCCGGCGCCUGGUAGAAGAUGGGAUGCGUGGCCUUGGUGCCAUGCGUGCCCUUGGUGAGGCUGCCAGCUUCUCUAAUGCCGCAUCAACCAAUUCCCCUGCCUACAGUGUGCAGGCUGUGGGAGCGCCCGGCCUCCGGCACUUCCUCUAUAAGCCGCUGGACAUCCCUGACCACCACCGCCAGCUGCCUCAGUUUACCAGCCCCGAGCUAGAGGCCCCGUACAGCAGAGAGGAGGAGCGGCAGCGGCUGUCAGACCUGUAUCACCGCCUGCAUGCUCGCCUCCACAGCACCUCCCGACCCCUGCGUCUCAUUUACCACGUGGCUGAGAAGGAGACGCUGCUGGCUUGGGUGACCUCCAAAUUUGAGCUCUAUACCUGCCUCAGCCCCCUGGUGACCAAAGCAGGUGCCAUCUUGGUAGUGACCAAACUCCUGCGCUGGGUGAGGAAGGAGGAAGACCGGCUCUUCAUUCGUUACCCACCCAAGUACUCCACACCCCCAGCUGCCUCUGCGGACCAAGCUCCCCACAAUGGCUUGUUCACUGGACUCUGAGAGGCAGAGUUCCCAGAUCAGGCAGUGCUGGGAGUGACCACCUUUGGCUUUUACCUUCUUUUGUCACCCUGGAAAUGGAGGUGGGGGUGUGUCUGUGGCUGAUCCCUGUCUCCCCGGCAAUGGGGGAAGAUCUGAGGUCCUGUCCACAAAUGGGAGAAGGGUUUCAGCAGGCAGAUGAGUAGGCUGCUCUCCCAACCCCCUCAUGCACCUCCACCUCUGGGGAAAUCCUUAGGCUUCCCUCUUCUCUCCCUCUGCCAUACCUCUUCCACUUGGAUGAUGUCGAGCCUCUGGCAGGGGCUGUCCCCUCCAAACCUGCCUCAGGGGUCUGCCUCCUUCCAUGGAAUCUUAGCCCUGAGUGCCCAGGGCUGACCAAGGUUUCUAGAGUGACCCACAGGGGUUCUGGAAUUGGGAAUGCAGGGGUAGUCUGUGAUGGAACCAGCCUGAGGGGAUUUAAAAAAAAAAAAAACAAGCCCCACAAGAAUAUCCCUAUGCCCUUCAUGCACUUCUGUUCAUCUUUACCCUGCCCAAAAUGACCCCCAUCAAUAUUGGCUGCUGCUACUAUUAAUAAGAUGGCCUCCCUUGUCUACCUGUAUAACCCAGGGCAUGUAGCACCUGACUUCUCCACACAGUGGCUGGGAUCCAAAAUGUUUACAUAGGAGGUGCACUUAGCUUCUAAGGCUCAUUAUACUCAUCCGUGAAAGGGAGAUAACUUUGUCUAAUAGGCUCUUUAAUGAAGAUUUGUGAACGACAGGGGGCUCGAAAUCUUGCGUGGCGCACUCGGUAGCGUGCUGCGCUAGCAGCGCGGCGACGCUCCCGCCGCCGCGGGUUCAGAUCCUAUAUAAGGAUGAUCAGUGCACUCCCU
Messenger RNA from Cynocephalus volans (Philippine flying lemur), 2778 nucleotides. It is a transcript of the gene MON1B, whose product is annotated as MON1 homolog B, secretory trafficking associated. Lineage: Eukaryota; Metazoa; Chordata; Mammalia; Dermoptera; Cynocephalidae. Gene Ontology annotation, biological process: vesicle-mediated transport; protein targeting to vacuole. The coding region runs from base 270 to 1916 and encodes 548 amino acids. The transcript is spliced from 5 exons. Gene Ontology annotation, cellular component: Mon1-Ccz1 complex. The record is from RefSeq and is a predicted model, not a curated record.